Messenger RNA from Gossypium arboreum, 1073 nucleotides. RefSeq names its product aquaporin TIP1-3. The transcript is spliced from 3 exons. Gene Ontology annotation, cellular component: membrane. Lineage: Eukaryota; Viridiplantae; Streptophyta; Magnoliopsida; Malvales; Malvaceae. Gene Ontology annotation, biological process: transmembrane transport; water transport. Gene Ontology annotation, molecular function: water channel activity. The record is from RefSeq and is a predicted model, not a curated record. The coding region runs from base 116 to 874 and encodes 252 amino acids.
UUAGAUAUAUUUAAAAUUCAACCUCUUAUUAAACACUUUAACACACAAAAGCUACUUUCUUAGAAACCAAAGUAGCAAACUUGUUUUGAUCAAAGAAAAUUUAGGCUGAGUAAAAAUGCCGAUGAAUAGAAUUGCGGUUGGGACAGCGGGAGAGGCCAGCCAUCCGACUGUGAUAAAAGCGGCUUUGGCUGAAUUCUUUUCCAUGCUUAUUUUUGUAUUUGCCGGAGAAGGGUCCGGGAUGGCUUAUAACAAGCUAACGAAUAAUGGGUCAAGCACACCAGCGGGGCUGGUAGCUGCAUCAUUGUCACAUGCCUUUGCCUUGUUUGUGGCGGUUUCGGUUGGUGCAAACAUUUCAGGUGGUCAUGUUAACCCUGCUGUCACCUUUGGGGCAUUCAUCGGUGGCCACAUUACUUUGUUACGAAGCUUUUGGUACUGGAUUGCGCAGUUGCUAGGCUCCGUUGUCGCUUGCUUGCUUCUCAAGUUUGCCACCGGUGGAAUGGAAACAUCAGCUUUCGCGCUAUCCUCGGGUGUAUCCACCUGGAACGCGCUCAUCUUCGAGAUCGUCAUGACAUUCGGCCUAGUUUACACGGUAUACGCCACAGCAGUGGAUCCAAAAAAGGGAGAUUUGGGGAUCAUUGCUCCUAUUGCAAUUGGUUUCAUAGUUGCUGCCAACAUCUUGGCUGGCGGUGCUUUCGAUGGUGCCUCGAUGAACCCGGCAGUCUCAUUCGGUCCUGCUGUUGUCAGCUGGACAUGGACUAACCAUUGGGUCUAUUGGGUUGGUCCCUUCAUCGGAGCCGCCAUUGCUGCCAUCAUCUAUGACAAUAUCUUCAUUUGUGAUGGCACCCAUCAGCCUCUCCCUUCCAAUGAUUUUUAAUAAUAAUAAAAAAAAAAAGACAAAUUCAUGUCAGGGGCCAAGUUUCUCUCUGACAUUUUUAGGUCAAAAAGAAAAUAAAAAAAAGGGAAAUGAAUUUAGAGUUGUUGUAGUUGUAAUUUGUUUUCAAAUUUGUGUUGUAUGAGCAUUUAAAAGCCUCUUGAUUUUACUGAAUCCCACUUAAGUUUUUGAUUAUGUUAAA